Molecule: messenger RNA, 954 nt
Organism: Helianthus annuus (common sunflower)
Lineage: Eukaryota; Viridiplantae; Streptophyta; Magnoliopsida; Asterales; Asteraceae
Exons: 3
Coding region: 1-954 (317 amino acids)
Molecular function (GO): nucleic acid binding; protein binding; zinc ion binding
Source: RefSeq, a predicted model, not a curated record
AUGCUGAGUGCUGAAUACCGGGAGUUUAUGACUCCCUCAAAAUAUGAAACUCUCACAGAAAUCAUCAACACCGCCCGGGAGCGGGAAAUCGAGUUAGAGAAGCAAGUUGAGAGGGGUGAGCGAAGGGCACAAGAUGUGAAUCCAAGCCCUACAAAGAAAGCUAGAACUGAUGAAUCGGGGAAGAAAGUGGAGGCUAAAGGCGGGUCGCCAAGUUGCAAAGUAUGUGGAAAGGGGCACAAAGGUGAGUGCCGCUUCAAAGACAAGUCGUGUCUGGUAUGUGGGAAGACGGGACACACUGCAUCGUUAUGUCCCGAGUUGGUUGGAAAGAGAGACACAAAAGAGUCUCCAACAGAAGCUCCCAAAGCGAAGGGUAGGUCCUUCCAACUUACCGCGGCUGAAGCAAAAACAGAACCCGAUGUGGUCUCAGUAUUAGUAUUGGUGAUGUUCUCUUUGCAUUUUCAACUCAAGUAUGCGGAAAAGAGCGGAGUUGUACUCUCUAAUCAUCUUAAAAUCCCGCAAUUGCGUAUGGAGAAAUUCAUAAGGGCUAAUGAGCUUAAAGAAGAGGGGAAUAAAAGGUUUCAGGCUCAGGAUUUUGUCGGUGCGCUUGAACAGUAUGAGAAUGCGCUUAAACUUACUCCUAAAAACCACCCGGACCGAGCGAUUUACCAUAGUAACCGGGCUGCUUGUUUGAUGCAAAUGAAGCCCAAUGAUUACAAGAUGGUGGUGUCUGAGUGCUCGAUGGCGCUUCAGGUUCAGCCUGGGUAUGUGCGUGCGUUAUUGCGUAGGGCGCGGGCUUUUGAGGCGGUGGGGAAGUAUGAAAUGGUUAUGUUGGAUGUGCAGACACUGUUGGCUGCUGACCCGAGUCAUCGAGAUGCUUUGGAGAUCGCUCGGAGGUUACGCGGUCCAAUUAUUGGGGCCCGUCAGGAGGCACAACAGGAUCUUCAGGGUAGUUGA